UGCUUUGUAUUUCUUCAGUGCAAUUAUUAUCUGAAAAGUCGUGAUGGGGUCCAGGUAGCUGCUGCUGCUGCUGCUGGUUGGUGGGAGGAGAUGCUUUCACUGCUCUAAAACAGAGCUCCCCCCCGGCCCAUCCUCUCUCGCUCUCUCUUUCUGUCUCUCUCACAGCUUCAUGAGGCUUCCUGUAAAGGUCCAGACACAGGCUGUGGUUGCAAGUGGAAAAUGUCACUGGGCACUUACAUGACGAGAGAGAGGGGUGAGAAUGAGGAGACAGAGGGAUGAGUGCUACUGACAGAAAGACAAAGAGAGAGAGAGAGAGAGGUGAUUGCUCAAGAAAGAGAGAAAGUGAUGUGUGAGUAUAAGGAAAUAAGGACAGAGAGAUAAAAAGGAAAUUUAAUUUCAUCCAUCCAGUAGAAGGUGACGGUGUGUUUCCUCACAGAGACCCCCUGCUACCUUGACUAACCAAGACUGAUGAGUACGUAAUGAUCCCCUCUGGUCAUAUCAUGGUCAUGGCCAUGAAGAUGCUUUGGUCCUUGUGUCUCCCGGUGGUUCUGUUUUUGGCCCCCGCAGCCCAGUCCCACAAAGGCUCGCAAGGACUCGCCUGUGUAAAUGACUUUGUCAAUAAUGUCAGCUGUACAUGGAACAGCAGCUCCAUCCAUCCUGGUGUGGACUGUUGGAUCUUUGGUGUGAAGACAAUCUGGAUCCUGAAGGACGGAGCAAGACGUGUCAGCUCAAUUAUUCGAAGCUGCCAGCUGAAACCACACAGACACGCUCAGAAAGGCUGCAGUUUUGUUUUUGAAAAUGAAACCUUCACUACUUUUGACAAGAUGCCCAACAUAAGCCUGAAGUGUAACGGCACAUUGGUGGAGAGCCUCAAAGAUUAUAAAGCGUCAGAUCACAUUAAAAUGCAACCCCCAGGUGUUCCCAGUGUCAGCAGGACUCCCAAUGAGACCAGGGUAUCAUGGAGUCCAGGCAGUCCGCACAGUGUCCUCCUCACAUCCUUUGACUUCGAAGUUCAGCUCAGUCAGAACAGCCAGACAUGGAAGGAGGCCCGCACUUUGUCCACACAUGAACAAGAGCUAAGAAUACCUACUUCGCAACUAAAGGGUUACUGCAAGGUCCGGGUGAGAAUCAAACCCGAGGAACAAAAAAACAGCCACUGGAGCCACUGGAGUCCGACAGUAUCCUGGAUGGCAACUUCACAGGAUCAAGAUCGGUUUUCGGGUAAGACAUUUGUGCUAACAGGGGGAACGAUAGUCGGCGUGGGUCUCAUUGUCCUCAUCCUGGUCAUUUACAAGGGCUGCGUGAGCAGGCGCUGUCUCACAGGGAAGCCAGUACCAAACCCAUCCAAGUACUUCCACACUCUCCACGCUGUGCACGGAGGAAAUCUAAAGAAAUGGCUGAAUCCUUUGCCGACUUCGGAGUCAUUCUUCACGGUUCAGCCAUGUGACCCCAUCUCCCCAGUGGAGGUGUGUGAAGUUUGGGACGUGGUCCCCUCCACCUCUUCCUACUCCGGCUCCACCACUGCCUUGCUCCACUUCAGGACUUACCCGUCUGCUGGCUCAGACACUAGCGGGGCUUUUGACAAUUCCUCCUUCUCCUCAUCAUCCUGCUUCUCUAACAGGGGCUACUUCAUGUCCAGCGCCUCCAGCAACACGACGCAGACUGACCACAGUCCUGUCUACUUCACCUAUCAGGAUGAUUUCCAUGAUCUUAAUAAAGGCCACAACCUCCGUCUCUCCCUCUGCCCUUCCCUUGCUGCUUCUCCAGCCUAUGAGAGCUUGAAGAAGGAGCCGCAGAGCCCAGACUCUGGGUUUGGCAUCGGAAAGGAAGACGAAGAGGAAAAGAAAGAUGAAAGGGACACAGAAGGGGAAGAGGUUUCAGAUGAUCACCAGAGCUCUCCUCUUCUCAUCCUCCCUCUUCCUUCCUGGAUGUGCCCUCCCCCCUAUGCUCCACCCCCUCCUCAUCCUCCCAGUGCAACUCAGAUAUCCUCUGAUAGCCACCAGGUGGAUGCACCUGUGGCAGCUGCUAGCGGUAGCUAUACAGCCUGGCCCGUGGCUAGUGCUAUGUGCAGGUCUUCCUCUAUGCCUGUCGAGCCCUGUAAAACAGGCUAUCUCACCCUCAAAGAACUACAGACCACAUUCAGCAACAAAUCCAUCUGAAAACACAGGGUGUAUCUGGAAGAAUCCCUUUGUGAUCGAUUCAAAUUUAAUCUGUGUUUACAUCAAAAGCAACCCGACUGAUUGGCUGUUCUGAUCUGAUUGUGGAGGGGCGCUUCCCUGACAGCAUGGAGUACUCCUGUGCUGCUUUGACAACAAAACAAUUGCAUUUUUACAAAUUCUGUGGUUUUUAUUUAGUAAUUCAUUGUUGUCACUGCUGAAAACAAACACACUGUCAUUAUCACCUACGUCCAGGAGUUCAAAACCUUUAAUCUAAAUCAGAUCCAAUCAGAUUUGGAAGUCCAAAUCCAGGAUCAGACAACUCAGCCACAUUUUAUCUGUAGUUCAAAACAAUUCAGGGUAAGAUCACCCUGAUCCAGAGUAUGACUUUUCAAGAUUACCGGCUCUUGAAUAACAGCGCUGCAAUCCUACCUCCUGGGCCCUGGUUGUUGCAGUUAGCUUGUUAGCAAACAGCUGUUUUUGGCCAGCUAACGAACAUCAGCCAACAUUCACUCUUCUUAUAGCUCUGUUUUAGUCUCACUAACUCCCAGAGGAAAUAUCUGAGCCCUUAGCUGCUAAAUGCUCUACUAUACUACAAGCGAGUCGCUAACUUUUCCUGGUGUUUGGUGUUGGACAUGUAGCGUAGAGUGGGUUUAUAAGAGCUGCUGGAGACAACAAGGUCGCUAAGAGCAGUGUGAGUGAAGUUGUGUGUGUGAAAACCCAAACAUGAAGCUCAAAGAGGCUAAACAGCUACAAACUGGUGACACCUUUCACAUUACAUGUAAUCAUUUAAUCAGUUGUUACUAUCAAAUCUCUGAUUAGAGCAGCUUUAAUAUUUCACAUCGGCCCUAUCGGUAAAUGUAACUUACUGGCUGCUUCUUUCACCACAGGCAAUGGACAGAGCCGUUGCUGGUGUCUUUACAUUCUGGUAUUAGUUUUGCAGCAUAUGCUGUAAUCACUGCUAUAAUAAUCAGAAUUUGAUUCAUUUUGCUUAGUAAGAAGAGAAACUGUCCCGAAAUUUAAAAACCUAUGCAGGUUAAAUAUCAGUUUACAGCCUGACACAGCCCGGCAUGUAUGAAUCAGUGUCACUGCAUUCAGAGUCAUGUACAGUCAUGCAUAUGUACAGUAUUUUGAAACUCAUAACGAGUACCUUAAACUCUUUAUUGUGUAGUUUCAAUUAGCUUUAUUUGUAUAACUUGUAGCACUGCAGGUCAUGAAAGCAUUACUUUAGUCAGUUAUUGAUCACUGUCUAAAAAACAUAAGACAUGCAGUUUUGGAAUUUGCUUUUUGUUACUUUAACUUGUAUCUUACAAAGGUAUACACUGAUCAGCCAUAACAUUACGACCACCUGCCUAACACUGCACACACAGGAGUCAGU
This is a messenger RNA of Monopterus albus (swamp eel), 3534 nucleotides long. It is a transcript of the gene il2rb, whose product is annotated as interleukin 2 receptor, beta. Gene Ontology annotation, molecular function: protein binding; cytokine receptor activity. Gene Ontology annotation, biological process: cytokine-mediated signaling pathway; immunoglobulin mediated immune response. The coding region runs from base 480 to 2159 and encodes 559 amino acids. The record is from RefSeq and is a predicted model, not a curated record. The transcript is spliced from 10 exons. Gene Ontology annotation, cellular component: external side of plasma membrane. NCBI's taxonomy places the organism in Eukaryota, Metazoa, Chordata, Actinopteri, Synbranchiformes, Synbranchidae.